ACCCCAAUUUCGUAUUCCAAAUUCUGAGCUAUGUAGAAACACACACACACACACACACACCCUAAAAAAUCCCCAGUCACUAUGAACUGCAAACUACGUCGUCUGGAACUCCUGCGCAAUGGCCGAAAUGCGGACUGCGAGCUGCAUGUCUGGUAUCCGGAUAGGGUGGAUGGUAAGCGGGGCCAGCGAAUCUUCCGGUGCCACCAGGUAAUGCUCGUCUCCGCCUCCGGGGAAUUCGAGCGGCUGAUCAGGGAUCCCGAGUUUGGGAAAAACAAGAACGUGAUCAGCGUGGAGGACGCCUCGCCCACCGCCUACGAAGCCCUGCUCCUCUAUAUAUACACUUACGAAGUCUGCAACGCGGUCACCAUCGACAUGUGUGGUGACCUCAUGCACCUCGCACAGCGCUACAACAUGCUGGACUUCAUCGACUGCUAUAUAGAGAAGCUGGCCAACCAGGAGUGGCCCAUGGAGGUGGUGCUGCAAGUCUUCCACCUGGCCAGUGAACACAAUCAUCCGGCUUUAAUGGAUCUCGUGGCGAAGAAAAUCCUGCCCAUAGCCACUCAAGUUCUCAAAGACCAAUCCUUUUUGAAGUUAAGUCUUGAGGAGCUCAGGGCUCUGAUGGUCAUCCUAAAAAGGGAAGGAGUGCUUUCCGACCACCAACUGCUGGACUCGCUGAGGAACUACCAGGAGGUGAACGACAUACGCUACAACAAUAUGGAGCAGUUCCAGCAGUUUGUGGAGGUGACUCAAAUAUUCGCCAACGUGCUUUUCGAGCUCCUUUUCGAGGUGGACGGCACCUUGGUCCUGCCCGAAGACGAGGCGUUCUUGACCAGAGAAGUCGGCUCGGACACCUCGGUUUACCAAAGAAGCAGUCCGUAGCCAGUUUAGAUUACAUAUCUAGAGGGAUCAUUUAUUGGAGAGUGGAAAAAAAGGGCGCUGGGGCAAAACAAACAAAAUCGCAUUCGGAUCGGCUUAUACAAUAAAUACUAUAACAU
This is a messenger RNA of Drosophila gunungcola (fruit fly), 995 nucleotides long. RefSeq lists its product as uncharacterized. The transcript is spliced from 2 exons. Gene Ontology annotation, molecular function: ubiquitin protein ligase binding. Gene Ontology annotation, biological process: proteasome-mediated ubiquitin-dependent protein catabolic process; regulation of proteolysis. Bases 82 to 879 code for a protein of 265 amino acids. The record is from RefSeq and is a predicted model, not a curated record. NCBI's taxonomy places the organism in Eukaryota, Metazoa, Arthropoda, Insecta, Diptera, Drosophilidae. Gene Ontology annotation, cellular component: cytoplasm.